AUGGAUUACAAAGUGAAUCAAAAAGAAUCAUGUGAUAAAUAUCUCAUACAAUACAACGAAAAUAAUGAAGGCUCAUAUAUAAUUGAUAAUUAUAAUAAAUAUAAGAAGUUGUCUCGAUUUAAUGAUACUGAUAUAAAUAGCUGUGAUAACAUGCAUAUGGCAGCAAACAAAUUUAAUAAUAAAAAAGGGACAUCAAUUAUUGGGAAUAGUUAUCAAAAGUUUAAUGUACAUAAUAAUUAUAAUGGAAAUUUAGAUAAAAAAAAUGAAUUUGAAACUAGUAAGAAAGGAUCAUACUUAUUACGAAAUGAAAUUGAGAAUAAAAAUGGCAUUCCUUAUAAAUAUAACAAUAAUAAUAAUAAAACAAAUUGUUAUGAUAUCUCACAAAAAGAUAAAAAUAUAAUUAACAGUGACAUAAUAAUAGCACAAAAUGGGCAUCAAAUUGAGAAUAAACAAAACGAAAAUAUGAAUUAUACAAAUAUGAAUCAUACAAAUAUAAACCAAAAUAAAAACAAAAAACAAUGUAUACUAGUUAGUGAAUUACCUAAUCGAAAUUCUGAUAAUAAUUUAGAAAACCGAACACCAAAAGAGAUAGCUAAAUCGUCUUAUGAAAAAAAUAUCACUAACAUGAAUAAUGGUUCGAGAAAUUGUUACAUAAAUAAUAGUACAAAUAAAGAAGCCCAUACUAAUAUUGGACCGUCUGAUAAAUAUAAACAUAUAAAUAAAAAGACAUAUCGUUCCAUGAAUCCAUUGAGUGAAAUAUUUACAAAUGCUAUAUAUUCAACUAUGCAGAAUAAUUCUAUAAAUAAAACCAAAGAAAUGAAAAAAGAAUGUGUUACUGCCAAAACAUAUCAUGAAACGAAUGAGAAGGGACCUAGCACUAGCACUAGCUUGAGUAAGUAUGAAAAUAAUUAUAGUACUUCCCUUAGUGUCCAUAAUAAUAACAUAAAUAAUGAAAACGAUAUAAAUAAUAAUAAAAAUACCAAAAUAAAAAAUAUUUAUAAAGAGCAUAAUUACGAUGAUUACAGUAGUAGAAAUCAAAUGGUAUCAGGAUCUGAACUUCGAAAAAUAAAUUAUGAAAAUCUUAAAAAGAAAAAAAAUUAUAAAAAUAAUAUUUAUAAUAGUAUGAAUAAUAAUAUGAAUAAAGAAAAUAUAGCUUAUUCAAAUAAUGAUCCCAAUAAUAUUAGUAGUAUGCAUAAAAUGCCAACGAUGGUAAAUUCAGAGAAUGAAGAAGAUGGGACUCAUUUACUUCACAAACAACAAAUAAAUAGCAAACUCCAAAAAAAUGAAACAAUAAAAAUGGAUUCUAAAAAAUAUAAGGGACAAAAUUAUAUAAGUAGAAAAUAUAAUGAAAAUAGAUUCAUUAGUUCAAUUCCAAUACAAAAAGGAAAUGUCUCGAAGAAUUUUUCUGGAGUUGGGACAGGAUAUACUAGUAUAUAUAAUGAAAAUAUAAAUAAUUCUAACAAUAAUGGAGGAUAUAAACAUAAUGAUAUAUACAAGAAAAUGAUUAACAAUUAUAAUAAUUAUGGGUCGACGAAUAAUAAUUAUAAUUUAUUUCGAUCCUUUGAUGGAAAGGAUAGACAGGAAAAAAAUAACAUAAAAAAUCAGAACAAUAAAUUUAUUAAUAUUACUACAAGUACAAAAUCGGCUGAAAAUUUAAAUCAAUCUUUUAAUUUAAAAAAAAAAACAAAAAAAAAUAAACCAGGAAAGAGCCAAAAUAAUAACAAGAAUAGUAAUGACAAUAGUUCCAAAAACACAAAGAAGGAAGAAGGACUAGCAACAGAAACAGCCAACAAGAAGAACAAUAACAAUAGUAUUAAUAAUAUUGAUAAGACAAAUAAUAAUGAUAGUGGAAAUGUUAGUAAAAAGAAAAAUGCAAAUAAACAUUAUAGUACAAAUUUAUGUAAUGCAUGUCUAAAUGUUGAUGAUGAUGUUUAUAUUAAACAGAUUAAAGAAAUAAUUGAUAGAGACAUAAAUUUGUCAGAGGAAAAUAGUAAAAUAAUAUCUGAGCUAAAAACAAAUGAUAUUUUAAAUUCUUAUAUUUUUAAAAAUAUGAAUUCUUUAGAGAAUUUUAGAAAAGGAGGAUUAACAUGGGUAGUAUAUCCAAAUGAUUUGAAUUUACAAAAUGAUAAUAGUAGUAAUAAUAAUUUAGUGUCUCAAUCUAAUGAUAUUUCUAGUGUUGAAAAUAGUUCUGAAAAUGUUGGAAUUCGUUUAAAAAAUUCAAAACAUACAACAAUAAAUUAUGAUAAAUUAGAGAAGGAUAAAGAAAAUAACAAUAGUAAUUUAAAUGUUAGUAAUGAAAUAGAUUUUCCAUAUACAGAUUUAAUAAAAGAUAAUAUAUUUUAUAAUGAUAAAUAUAUAAUAGAACCCCUUAUAGAGAAUACAUGGUUAAAACGGGUUCUAUUAAUAAUUAAGAAGGAAUCGCUAGAUUUAGAUGCAUUUGUAUUUAAAUUGAAAUAUUAUUUUUAUAAAUCUGUUAUUUUUUUAUAUCAAGAAGGUAUUAAAGCAUAUUUAGGGGAUGUAGCAAAUCAAAUGAAAAUUUAUAUUAAAUAUAAUUUCUGGUCUGCUUCUGAAAUAGCUUAUAUUUUAUUACAACUAACAAAAAUAUGUAAUCUAAAAAUAGAAGUAAGAAUAAAAGGGGAAAUUGGAUGUGUAAUAUAUCUAAAUGAAGAACCUCCAAAUUUUAAGGGAUUUAUUGAUAGUCAUACUUUGAAUAAUAUAUUUACUAAAAGGGAUUGGAUGUUGUUAAAUGAAUUUGCAAUCCAAAUGAUGAGAUAUCAAUCUAGCGAAGAAUCUAAUGAAAAUUGUAAUUGUCCAUCCAAUAAAAAUAUGAAUUCACAAAAUGGAAUUUCAGAAAUAUUAUGUUUAGAAGAGUUAGAAAAAGAUCUUGAAUCUGUUUUUAGUCCCGAUUUAAAUCAAUUGAUUUGUGAUGAAAAUAGCAAAGAAAAUGAUGAUACAUCUAAGCCCAUUUUACAGUUUAAGGAAAAUCCAGAAACAGAUGCUAAACCAACUUCUACUUCCACAUCUGGUAAUGAUCAAGUGGGCAACAAUUCGACAUACAUCGCUACAGCAGAUAAAAAUGAUUGUGUAGAAACGAGUAGAUGUAUAUUUUGUUCUUCAUCUAAUAAGAAAAUGAAGUCCUACAUGUUUAAUGGUGGUCGAUAUGCAUUUGCUGCUAAAUUGAAAGAAAAAAUAAAUGAAUUUAAAUUUAAAAGGUUAGGAGAUAUUAUACAUUUAGUUCAGCUGGCAAUACAUAAAGGGAUUUUUGUAUAUUCUCAACGUAUUUUAUUACCAGUAUCUGCAUGUGAAAAAAGUGCUGAUGAAUUAUAUCCAAAAAUAAAAAGUUAUAAUUAUGAAAUUUGUAAAACUUUAAAAGAAGUUAUGAAUAUUAUUUCUUUAUUAGUUGAUCAUAGACCAAAUGGUUUAGUACUUGCCCAAUUAAAACAACAAUUUAUUCUUCAAUAUAAAAAAGAAUUAAAUAGUUUACACUUUGGAUAUAAAAAAUUACAGAACCUACUAUUGUCUGAUCCUUUUAAUAGAUAUUACAAGCUUUAUAUUCCUAAUGCGAAUUUACAUCGAACUCAUAUUCAGCAUCGAAAAUUUCAAACCCCUGAGAAUUGCAAAAUAUUUAAAAAAGAAUCUGAUGACCUUUUCCCGCAUCUUAAACUUAUUGAAGACACCGAUUUUUAUUAUCAUUAUUAUUCAGGGUCUUCCGAUUUUGAUGACCAAGACGAGAGAGAAUUGGAAGAAGCGGAAAAUGUAGAAAUGAAAGAAAAAGAAGAAAGGAGCGAUAUGGCUGGAGCAGACAAGAAUAGCUUAAUUUCGAACAAAAAAAAGAAAAAAAGAAAUGUAAAAAUUGAGCUAAAAUACAAAAAUAUAAAUAAGUUACCAUUUUUUAUACAAGAAAGUAUAAGAACUAUAUUUGAGUUUAAUGGAAUGGGAAAUAGUGAGAAAGAAAAUGAACUAAAUGAAGAUAUGCGGUUAAUCGGGGUUUCCAUAAAUAAAAUAAAACAGGAAGAAAACAAAGACAAUGAUGAUAAACCAAAGGAAGAAAAUAAUAUAACAGAUAAUAAUAUUAAUAAGAGAAAUAAUUUAGUUAACUAUUUAUAUCAUAUAGAUUUUGAUACAGAAAAUAAUAAUGCAUAUAUAAUUUUGUUUAAAAAAAUAAAAAAAAUAUUUAAUACUUCCUAUCCAAAUAAGGAAACUGAUGAUGACAUUGACAAGAGUAAUUAUGGUUGCAAAGAUGAAGGUGUAGAAGAAAAAUGGAAUGAUGCUAAAUAUAAUAUAUGGAACUUUUUUUAUAAUAAAAAAACAAAUGAUUAUUUAGAGAUAAAUAACACAUUUUAUGUUUCUCCGCUUUUGAAUAUUUAUUCAUUGAUUAAAAAAUAUAAAAUAAAAAAAAAAAUCAAUGAAACCCUUUAUGCUGAAAGUAGUCAAAAAUAUAUAGAUGAUAUAAAUAUUGAGAAUACUCAGUUUACUACUGCAUCAACAGAUAAUAAUAAUGAUCAUCAGGACAUGUCUAAUUAUAAAUAUCAGAAUAGUUUUGCAUCUUUUGAAGAUAGUAAAAAUAUUUUAUUAAAUGGUCAAACUGAACAUUCGAAUUUUGUCGACACAAACUCGAGUGCUCAAAUUGAUAAUAAAUAUAAUUUAGAAAAAGCAAAAUUAAUAAAAAUCGUUAACCAAAAUAGUUUUGCUAACAAUUUUGAUGACACAAAUCAACAAUAUUAUAACAAUGUGAAUAAAUCUGGUAAUUUUAUUUGGCAAGAAAGGAAUAUGCCAGGUUCUAAUUUGGGUUCUUAUUCUAAUAUAGAUGUAAAACUUAACAAUAUCAAUGUUAAUAAUAGUCUAGUUAGUUGUGCUAAUAAAUUAACCAAUAAAUAUAAUCAAAAAGGUGUUAACAAAUAUUGUAAAAAUGAAAAAGAAGAAAAUUUUAAUGUGGCUAAAAAGAAUUAUAUUAAAUCGGUGCUAGAAGAAAACUAUAAUUAUUUAGUUCAAAAUAAGGAUAAUAUUUAUAAUGAACAUAUGAGCAAUUCCUUACAAUUUGAUAGAAUUGAAAAGGGAUCUCAGAAUGUGCCAAUAAAUAUGUCUAAUAAUGUGAAGAACAAAUUUAAUGCCUUUGAAACGAAGUUAAAUAGAAAUAAUACCUUUUAUAAUAAUAGUAAGAUCAAUAAUUUAGUGCACCAUGAUAAAAAUGAUAAAAAUAUUUAUUUUGGUACUCACCAAAUGAAUGACGUAGUAAAUUCGAGCUUAUAUAACAGAGGUAAUGGAAGUAGUGAUGAUUUGCUUCUGGAUUUUAUGCGCAAUGAAAUGUGUUACAAGAAAAGUAGCAAAACAAAUGUUGUUCUUGAACAAGAUGAAAUUCAAAAUGAUUUAAAAAAUUAUAUAGAAGAAAUAAAUGAAUAUGAACAUGGAAAUAAUAUGAGCAUGAAAUAUUUAAAUAAAAAUAUCGAUAUAAAAUUGAAUGAAAUUAAAAAUAGAGACAAUUUUACAGAUAGCUAUUAUGAUGAAGAGGAUGCAAAUUAUUCUGAUGAUUUAUAUAACGGAGAUGAUGUAAUUAAUUGUGUUCAUAAUAAUGGCUAUUUUAGUAUUGACGACCCAGAUGAUAGUAAUAUGGACCCAAGCUAUGAACUUUUUUAUAGUAUUGAAGAUAGCAAUUUUAUGAACAAUCCAGAAUUUUCUUCAUUCUUUAUGGACAAAAUGAAUGAUGCAAUUCAUAUGAGCAAUGAUAGUAAUAAUAAUUUAGAUACCGAUUCACGUUGUUUUAAAAAAGUUAGUCUUAUAAAUAAUGAUAUGAAUGGGAUUGAAGAAAACAGCCAUAAUAGUAAUUCUACAACUACAACGACGAACACUAUCGAUAUAACUAAAAAUAAAAUAUUCAUCAAUAAUAAUGAAAAAAAUAAUCUAAUCACAAAAUAUGAUGGUAAUAUAUUUCAGGGCCGCAACUGUUUAGAUAACAAAGGACAUAAUUAUUAUGAUGACCCCAACGAAAAUACAAAAAUAAAUAAAUCCAUGUUUUUUGAAUAUAAGAAAAAUUCUAAUUUAUAUCCGAAAACGGGAUAUUUUAAUAAUAUAUACACUAAUAAUGCAAAUAUUAAAAAUGGAGAUAUAUGGAACCAUAAAUCUAUAUCAAGUACAAAUUUACCUUUAUUAAAUAAUGGCAUAUAUAACGACAAAAUGAAUAGCUUUUCUUUUUACCCAAAUAAUGUAGUACCCCCACAAUAUAUUUCGAGAAAUCAUAGCCGUUUUAAUAAUAUAAAUAAUUCAAAAUAA
This is a messenger RNA of Plasmodium vinckei vinckei, 6267 nucleotides long. RefSeq names its product conserved Plasmodium protein, unknown function. Bases 1 to 6267 code for a protein of 2088 amino acids. Lineage: Eukaryota; Apicomplexa; Aconoidasida; Haemosporida; Plasmodiidae. The transcript has a single exon. The record is from RefSeq and is a predicted model, not a curated record.